This is a messenger RNA of Durotheca rogersii, 2606 nucleotides long. Its product is annotated as GTP-binding protein Obg/CgtA. Gene Ontology annotation, cellular component: mitochondrion. The record is from RefSeq and is a predicted model, not a curated record. Bases 400 to 2367 code for a protein of 655 amino acids. NCBI's taxonomy places the organism in Eukaryota, Fungi, Ascomycota, Sordariomycetes, Xylariales, Xylariaceae. The transcript has 2 exons. Gene Ontology annotation, molecular function: GTP binding; GTPase activity.
AAAAAAAAAGUGACGAGAGUUGCCAUUGGAAAUGUGCCGGUGCUCAUGUGACCUUUCUAGCCGACGCCGGCAUUACUUGGUCCGGAAUCCCGGGUGGCGCUAAACCUGGCUGGGCAGCGAAGCUAGGAAGGAGCCAGGGUGACCCCUGCUGACCUCGGGCACUUGCCUCUGGAUGUGGAAGGGGAAAUUCAUGAUCUUCUUCGCACACUACGCGCACACCACCACCACCGUUUCCAACCAAUCUACCGCGCGCAGAUCCGCCGUCUCAUCCCCCCUCCCCCCCCACGAAAACGGUACAGCCCGAGCCGCCUCCGGAUUCCAAUGGAAAGGAUCCCGACAUAGAGACACGGCGUAGGCAUUGGUGGGUUCCGAGCACGCCCUCCCAUCUGCCCGGCAGCCAUGGCUCCCAGAUGUUCGCCAGGGUCCGGCAUAUUCCUCCCUUUCCUGUACCCGUCGCUUUUCCGAUCCACCUCCGCUCCCAUCGCCCCUCGCGUAGGCCGGGCGGGCAUAACCACCUUAUACUCGAGCUCGGAUGCGGCCCCGGACCGUAAGAGCACCGAGCCGUCCUCCUCGAGCGACAGCCUCCCCCUCUCGCGUCUAAACCCGGCCCCCGGCGACUACACCAUCUCCACCUUCUCCGACAAGGCCCAGAUCAUCGCGCAUGCCGGCCGCGGCGGUAAUGGCUGCAUCUCCUUCCUACGCGAGGCCUACUUCCCCGACGGUCCCGCCGACGGCGGAGACGGCGGCCACGGCGGUAAUAUCUACAUCCAGGCCGUCCACGGCGAGAGCUCGUUGCACAAACUCGUCCGCCGGAAUACCCUGCGCGCUGGCCACGGCAGGACUGGCAAAGGUAGCAACUGCGGCGGUGCCCACGGCGAGAACCUCGUCAUCCAGGUCCCCGUCGGCACCGUCGUCCGGGAGAUCGAGCGCAUAGACCCUACGAUCGAGGAGAACAUACGGUAUCACGAGGCGCGAAAGAAGCGACGCGAAUACGAUAGGCUAGUCCAGGAGGCCGAGGCGGCGGCAGCGGCGGCGGCGGAAGCAAACGGCGACACAGGACACACGUUCCAUCCCGGCCCGGAUUUUCCGGAGGCCCCCGAGCACCCGAACCUGCGCAAGUUUUUACUCUACCCGGGCAUCUCGAGCAGCGAACGGCAGAGCCUGGCGCUGCCGCGCCUGCCGCGGCGCGACCGGCUGUACAUGCAGCCGGAGGCGCCCAUCCACCUGGACCUGUCGACGCCGACGCCGCAGCCGAUCCUGCUCGCCGUCGGCGGGGUCGGCGGGCUGGGCAACCCUCACUUCGUGUCCAAGGACCGGCCGCGGCCGGUGUUCGCGACGCGCGGCGAGAGCGCCGUCAGCAUCCGGCUCGAGCUCGAGCUCAAGCUGCUCGCCGACGUUGGCCUCGUCGGCCUGCCCAACGCCGGCAAGAGCACCCUGCUCCGCGCCGUCACCCGCAGCCGUGCCCGUGUCGGCAACUGGGCAUUCACCACCCUCCAGCCCAACAUCGGCACCGUCGUCCUCGACAACCACCGCGGCCGCCCCGCCCUGCCGCUGCCGUCCAAGGACGGGCGCUCCGCGGCCCCGCAGCACGCCGUCGUCAACGACGCGCGCUACGGCCCCGUCGUGGUGUCUUCUUCCCGCUCCCGCUCCCGCUCCCCAUCCUCCUCCUCUCCUUCCCCUUCUUCUUCCACUCAUCACCUCGUCGCCGACGACUUCGACUCCCCAGGAGCAGAGCAGGGCACGCCGCGGACCCGCUUCACCAUCGCCGACAUCCCGGGGCUCAUCCAGGGGGCGCACCUCGACCACGGCCUCGGCAUCGAGUUCCUGCGGCACGUCGAGCGGGCCGGCGUGCUCGCCUUCGUCGUCGACCUGAGCGCCGGCGACGCCCCCGCGGCGCUGCGCGCCCUCUGGACCGAGGUCGGGCUGUACGCGCGCAUGCGCGACAGCGAGGAGCGCGACCGCCGGGCGGCGGCCGCGCGCGCCGAGCGGCUCGGCCGCGGGGAUCCGGCGGCGGCUCGGCCCCGCGGAGGCCUGGGCUCGAUGGCGGUCGCGGAGCCCGAGCCCGAGCCGCCGAGGUCGGCCUGGGACAGGCCCGACGAGGAGUCGGAGCCGGAGUCGGGCGGGCUGCACAUCGCGGCCAAGCCGUGGUUCGCCGUCGCGACCAAGGCCGACCUGCCCGGCACCCAGGACAACUACGCGCGCCUCAAGGAGUACCUCGACGCGGUGACGGACCGGCGCGAGCCGCACCCGAGCGGCGUCGCCGGCGCGUGGACCGAGGACUGCGCCGCCAUCCCCGUCAGCGCCAUCCACGGGCACGGCGUCGACCGCAUCGUGCGCUGGAUCGUCGAGCUUCUCGACGGCAGAUGAAAAAAAAAAAAUUUGCGGACGGACAAACGGACGGACGGACACAACGGGGGGCCGAAUCAAGGCGCGCACGGGGGACGGAGGGACGGGUACGUGAAUUCCAAAGACACGACCAGUCUAGUAUUGUCUUGUAUAUCGCACGUGCGUAUAUGUACAUACAUCUACCACUCGAACACGCGGGAGCGCAGACGAACAACCCUUUAGCUACCUGUACCGUGUAUAGAAGGGGGAACCAAUCGAGA